CGUUUCAUAUCCCGUUCUUGAUAUCACCGCUGCGCUCUCCUUCACCGACCCGUCGACACUUGAUCUGCAGUUCUAACCCUGCUCGCAAUCGAAUUGAGUCUCUGACACAAUGGCCCCGAAAGCUGCCGCCGCGUCUGCGUCUCCCUCGCCGGAGAAAGGCUCGGGAAAGAAGGCGAAACCAAGCAAGUCCUCCAAGGGAUCAACACCCGCCGCCGGAACCCCGGUUCGGACUCCCGCCAAUGCUCCAGAUGAUCCAGUCGACAUCUCUGUUCCAACUACUCUGAUUGUCGAUCCUCCAACUCCCCGGGCGGCGAAGAACGAGGAGCGCAAAUAUAAUAUGGCGCUCGUGGUUCUCACCGUCCUGGCGUUCUACACUCGGUUCUAUCUUCUCAACCACCCCGAUCAGGUCGUUUUCGACGAGGUUCACUUUGGCAAGUUUGCUAGCUAUUAUUUGCAACGAACUUACUUCUUCGACGUUCACCCCCCUUUCGGCAAACUUCUUUUCGCUUUCGUAGGAUGGCUAGUAGGCUACGACGGCGCAUUCUUGUUUGAAAACAUUGGCGACGGAUACACGCAAAACAAAGUGCCGUAUCUGGCCUACCGUGCGCUGCCGGCUCUGCUUGGAUCACUCACUGUCCCGGUCGUCUUCCUGACCAUGAAGCAUAGCGGCUACAGUCUACCUGCCUGCAUCGUGUCGGCUUCCAUGGUCCUUUUUGAUAACGCCCACAUUACACAGACCAGACUGAUUCUGCUCGACGCUACAUUGAUCUUCUCCAUGGCCUGUACUAUGUACUGCUACGUGAAGUUCAUGCGCUACCGCAAUGCAGCAUUCAGCUGGAGAUGGUGGAUCUGGCUCAAUCUUACGGGUGUCUCCCUUGCAUGCACUAUUGGUACAAAGUACGUCGGUGUCUUUACAUUCUUCACCGUUGGAUUGGCUGUUGUGAUUGAUCUCUGGAAACUGCUGGAAGUGAGAUCGGGAUUGACUCUGCGACAAUUCGCAAAACAUUUCUUCGCGCGUGCAUUCUCUCUGAUUGUACUGCCGUUCAUGCUAUUUCUGUUCUUCUUCCAGAUCCACUUCUGGGUUCUCAACAAGUCCGGUCCCGGCGAUGAUUUCAUGUCCCCUGAGUUCCAGGAGACUUUGGGCGACAGUCCGAUUUCGUUGGUGUCGAGACCGAUCAACUACUACGACAAGAUCACUCUGCAACAUAAGGACACAAAGACCUUCUUACACUCGCAUGUAGAUCGGUAUCCUUUGCGCUACGACGACGGUCGUAUCUCAUCGCAGGGACAGCAGGUUACUGGAUACCCGUAUGAAGAUGCAAACAAUGAGUGGAUUAUCAUGCCGGCUGUACCGUUUCCUGAGGAUAAGAAGUCUGGCCACGGCGUCAAGGGCGGCGACGUUAUCCAGCUGCUUCACGUCGGAACCAACACAUACCUGCUUACUCACGAUGUGGCUUCUCCGCAUUAUCCCACCAAUCAGGAGUUUACUACCGUGAGCCCUGACGAUGCGGCCGGUCCUCGUCACAACGACACUCUGUUUGAGAUCCGUUUUAAUAACGGCAAACGGGAUCCGUUCCGAACAGUUGCUAGCUUGUUCAAGUUGAUUCAUGUACCUACCAAGGUUGCGAUGUGGACGCAAGACGAGAAGCUGCUUCCGGAUUGGGGAUACAAGCAGCAGGAAAUCAACGGAAACAAGAACUCGGCUCAGGCGUCAAACACCUGGCUUGUUAAUGCUAUCGUUGACAUGGACCCGUCAGAUAGCCGGACAAAGGUGGAACCCAAGGCAGUAAAGCAUCUUCCUUUCCUCACAAAAUGGCUUGAAUUACAGAUUGCCAUGUUCCGCCACAACAAUGCGCUUACUGCCUCGCAUCCCUACGCAUCCCACCCUCCCGAGUGGCCGUUCAUGCUCCGCGGAGUUUCUUUCUGGACAGACAGUAACUCCCGAUCACAGAUCUAUCUGGUCGGUAACCCUCUUGGCUGGUGGUUUGCUAUCUGCUGUCUGGCUGUUCUUGCCGGUGUUUUGGUUGCCGACCAGCUAACGAGGCGGCGACGGUUUUACAUCCUGGCUGAGAAUGUGCGCAACAGACUCUACAGCUCUGCUGGGUUCUUCCUGCUUGCAUGGGCUGCGCACUACCUACCAUUUUACGUCAUGGGAAGACAGCUUUUCCUGCACCACUAUCUACCGGCGCAUCUCGCAUCGGCUUUGGCUGCUGGCGCUCUGCUCGAUUUCUUCUUUGGCAACCCGGGUGCCUUCCCAGUAGCCUACCCCCCCGAAGGCUCGAACGCCAACAAAGAAACCAAGGCUUCAAGACCCCCUACAGUCUACCCGAUCAGCAACGGAAUCAGCUGGAUUGUUGCGGGCGUCAUCGUCGGAUUUCUCUACGGAGUGUACAUCUUCUUCAGCCCGUUCACGUACGGCGAUCCUGGGUUGGAUGUCGACCAGGUUCUGUCUCGGAAGUGGUUGAACUUCGAUCUGCAUUUCGCAAAGUAAGGCGGCUGGUCAAUGAACAUUGAGAAGGAUUUGUCAAAUAGUAUCUUUUCUUUGUGUAAAAAUAGGAGACUUUAGUCGAGAGAAUAGAUUUUAUGAUUAUGAA
This is a messenger RNA of Myxozyma melibiosi, 2594 nucleotides long. Its product is annotated as Dolichyl-phosphate-mannose-protein mannosyltransferase-domain-containing protein. NCBI's taxonomy places the organism in Eukaryota, Fungi, Ascomycota, Lipomycetes, Lipomycetales, Lipomycetaceae. Gene Ontology annotation, molecular function: dolichyl-phosphate-mannose-protein mannosyltransferase activity. Gene Ontology annotation, biological process: protein O-linked glycosylation via mannose. The record is from RefSeq and is a predicted model, not a curated record. Gene Ontology annotation, cellular component: endoplasmic reticulum; membrane. The coding region runs from base 110 to 2491 and encodes 793 amino acids. The transcript is spliced from 3 exons.